AUGGGGGGCCCGCCGGGGCCCAACACGUGCGCACCUGCGAGGGUCCUGCAAGCAAACAUACACCAUGCGGCAGCCGCCACGGCCAUUGUCGAGAGCCAGCUUGCAGGACACGUCGACCUCGCACUACUACAAGAACCCUGGGUGCGGAACUCAGACAUACUAGGACUAAAAUCGGUUGAGUUAUGCACAGACGACCUGGUAGCAGCGUAUGUAAAUCUCAAGGGAUGGAGUGGGCGGAGGGUCAUACUCUGCUCGGCAUACCUCCCUGGUGAAAAGCAAGACCCCUCUGCGGAUCUAAAUGCAGUGGCGGAAUACGCCCGCAGACACAACGCAGAACUGCUGGUGGGAUGCGAUGCAAAUGCUCACCACACCAACUGGGGGAGCACGGACAUUAAUGAUAGAGAUCACAAACAUAUAUGUUUCAACUUAUCUUUUUCUCUUAGCGUACAGACUUGCACCUUCAGAGAUCCUCGGCGGACGGCCUGGGAGGGCUACAACAACAGCCUGGAGCGAAACCUGGACUCAGUAAUGAAGGUAAUCAAAACGAAAGAGAGUUUGGAGCUUGCGGUAGAGGUAAUCUCAAAUGGCAUUGUUAGGGCCUUUGAAGAUAACUGUGCUCCCAAGUUCAAAUCAACCAAACGUCAUGUCCCUUGGUGGAAUUCCAAGCUGAAGAAACUCAGGGGCAAGACGCGGAAGUUAUUCAAUAGGGCUAAAAGAACGAACGACUGGGAGACAUAUAGGAAAGCCCUAAAUGAAUACAGCAAAGAGAUUAGGAAAGCCAAGAGAGCAUCAUGGAGGAGGUUCUGUGAGGAAAUUGAAAAUACACCUCAGGGAGCGAGACUUCAUAGGCUACUCUCGAAGGCUAGGACUAGUCAGGUUGGCCUACUGAAAAGGCAGGAUGGCUCCUACACUACAAAUGAAUUGGAGACGUUGGAGCUUUUAGUCGAAACUCACUUCCCAGGAGCAGCUUUGUCAAACAGUUCAAGGGUUAGCGAGAGCCUGCAUAGGCCUCGUCCUGAAGACUGGAGGCAGGCUGCCACUGUUAUAAGGCCGGGGAUAGUGAGGUGGGCUAUAAACUCUUUCAAAACAUUCAAAACGAGCGGUCUGGACGGAGUAAGCCCUUUAUUAUUACAACGUGGUGCUGAAGUCUUGAUUCCGCAUCUGGUAAGAAUCUUCAGAGCGAGCUACGCCUGGGGGCACUUACCGGAACAGUGGAACAAGGUUAAGGUAUUAUUUAUACCAAAGGCGGGAAGGAAGGACUACGAAAUUGCCAAGUCCUUCAGACCCAUAAGCCUUUCCUCGUUCCUUCUAAAAACCUUAGAAAAGGUAGUUGAUAAAUACAUCAGAGAUACCUAUCUUGUAAGGAAGCCUAUCCACGACAGUCAACAUGCAUACCGGAGGGGAAGAUCUACGGAGACGGCCCUUCUGGAGCUGGUGGAUAGAGUGGAAAAGGCCUUAGAAGAUAAGGAAAUAGCUCUGUCGGCCUUUCUCGACAUUGAGGGCGCUUUUGAUAACACUCCAAUUCGGACACUGGUGGAGGGGCUAAGAAUCAAAGAAGUGGACUCCACCACGGUCCGCUGGGUGCAAAGCAUGCUCUUAAAUAGGAAAGUUAGGCUAGACCUGCUGGAUACCACACUAGAAGUGGCCACUGUGAGAGGUUGCCCGCAGGGGGGUGUCCUAUCCCCACUGCUCUGGACUCUUGCAGUGGACGGACUUCUGCGUAAGUUGGCGGAUCUCCAAAUCGACACUCAGGGGUACGCAGAUGACCUUGUGGUGACGGUGAGGGGAAACUGCCAAAGUACUAUAUCGUACCUUAUGCAGAGGGCUCUCAACACCAUAAACGCCUGGUGUGGUGAAAAUGAAUUGUCCAUCAAUGCAAACAAGACAAUUAUAGUUCCAUUCACGAACAAACAAAGGCUGGAUAAAUUAAAACCUUUGGUCAUGAAUGGUAAAACGAUUCCGUUUUCUUCAGAAGUCAAGUAUCUGGGGAUAACACUGGACCAGAAACUGACCUGGAACCAGCACCUGAACGGAACUCUACUGAAGGCCAAAUCGGCCCUGGCAAUAUGCUGCCGUCUCGCAGGCAACAGAUGGGGUCUUAAACCCAAAAUUGCCUUAUGGUUGUACACUGCUAUAGUGAGACCAAUAGUGUCCUACGCCUCUGUAGCAUGGUACAAGAAGACGUUGCAGAAAGUGGCAGUGGCGAAGCUCAGCAGACUGCAAAGAGCUGCUUGUAGCAUCGUCACUGGAGCAAUGUCAUCCUCUCCAACAGCGGCACUAGAGGCCCUGCUGAACCUGUCGCCACUCCACCUCUAUCUGGAACUAGAAGCAAGAUCCAGCAUACUGAGAAUAGUGGCUACAAAGAGAGGAGGGUGGAUAUCACAAACACUGAGACUAUUUACUGAAUCAGUGCUUGAUAUCCCUGUACUGGGGAUGCCGACAGACACCAUGCACCCCCAGUUCUGCCCACAGAAACUUUACUCUGUGGAAAUCCCGGAAAGGGAGGACUGGUCAAACAGUCAAAUAUUAUGGAAAGAAGGAAGCCUAAGGUGGUACACUGACGGCUCCAAAUCCGGAUCUGAAGUAGGCUGCGGAGUAUACGGCGAAACGCCUAGAAGGGCUAAAAGCCUAAAUCUAGGACGGUAUUGCUCUAUAUUCCAGGCAGAGGUAUACGCCAUCUUAGAAUGCGCGUCAAUCAACCUGCAAUGCAACUACGUCAACCAUACUAUUUACAUCCACUCGGAUAGCCAGGCGGCACUCUUAGCCCUAACUUCGGACGUCAUAACGUCCAAGCUGGUUGAGAACUGCAGAUGGGUCCCGGGGCACGCAGGCAUCGAAGGCAACGAGAAAGCCGACGAGCUUGUACGUACGGGGGCAAAGGGUAAGCACCAUGGCCCAGAGCCUUUCUGCGGUAUCCCGAAAAGCCUUACGAAACUAACCCUAAAGACCUACUGUCAAUACAAAACUAUUCAGCUCUGGAGGAACACGCCAGGCAUGAACCAUUCCAAGGCUCUCAUCAGAGCCUACAGCAAAAAGGCAUCCUCAAAUGCCUUGGCGCUGUCAAGGAACCAACUUCGCAACCUAGUGAGGGUGCUGACAGGGCAUUGCCACCUGAACAAGCACAUGCACACUAUCGGGAAACGUGCAAACGGGCGGUGCAGAUUCUGUCUAGAGUCUGAUGAAACGCCCCUGCACAUCCUGGCAGAGUGCCCCUCUCUAAUGCGCACACGUAACAUGAUUCUGGGCAGUUACCAAUUUCUCCCAGAGGAUGUGAGGUUUCUCGAUCUCAAAAAGAUACUACAAGUCUUUGAAUUUGUAGGACUUGAUCGAGAGUUGUAG
Leguminivora glycinivorella is the source of this 3339-nucleotide messenger RNA. RefSeq lists its product as uncharacterized. The record is from RefSeq and is a predicted model, not a curated record. The transcript is spliced from 4 exons. Lineage: Eukaryota; Metazoa; Arthropoda; Insecta; Lepidoptera; Tortricidae. Gene Ontology annotation, molecular function: RNA-DNA hybrid ribonuclease activity; nucleic acid binding. Bases 1 to 3339 code for a protein of 1112 amino acids.